GCCAUUUCGAUUUAGAAUGAGUAAUAUUUUGUAUAAUGUAAAAGGCUUGGGUAAAUGAUAUGAGUGCUGAGAUUAUUUUAGAAUGGAAAAGUACGAAGAAACAAUAGAGGUAUUGUACAAUGUAUAUUGUUCCGUACGAGGAGAGCUGAGGUAUAUGAUGCCUAGCCAGCUGUUGGAUUUAUGGAAGUGCUAUAAGUCGUCCGGUGAGUAGCGCCACAAAAUAACCUUGACACCAGGAACACGGUGGCGGGAGCACCUGCAAAAAGCACUUCGACGCUCAAGUUAGAGUAAGAAUUAUCAUAGAGUGAGAAUAAUAAACUAGAAUGAGUAGUGUAACCUGUCUUUCUUAGGUUGCUUAGGUUUGAUUUUAUAGAUGAAUGGAGUGCCAUGUGCUGCCUGAUUUGUUCCGAUAUUAGUGGCCAGGAUGAUAAGUUUCGUUGCUGUAGGUAACGGCAGAGGGAUAAUGUUUGACUCAUGUGUGUUUUUGAUUAAGUGAUUGUUUAAGUUAUGAUUAUUUGUUUCCGAGAUUUAUGGUUAGUCUGUUGUUGCUGAUGUUAAUCCCGAGCUUAGCGGGAUACAUGUCAUAGCCCCCAAGCUCGGCUGGCAUUGCAUGUAAGUGGUAGGCGCGCUUAUUAAGUUGCCUUUAUUGUAUUUUCUGGUCUUUAGACUUCAAAAUGGUCUUCAGGGGAGUUUUAAAUGAUCUUGGAAGACUUUAUUGUUUCUUUUCUUGCAAAACGUGCCCGCUUUUAAUGCUUUUAUUUGCCGUUUGGGUUUUCCACGCUUGUUUAGCGGUUGCGAGUUAUUUACCCACUAAGUUAGUGGGCUUGCAAUAAUUUUUCCUUGUUUUGGAAAUUUCAUUGCUGUUUCAAAUUCUUUCUACUAGAUGACUCUUACCAUGACUUCUAAAGGUUCAUCUUUUUCUCUGUAGUUUAUUUUUGUUUCUCUGUUUUUUCUUCUAAAAUGGCGAGAGAUAAGGAAAAAGAUAAAGUUGUGGAGGAGGAUAAAGCUAGUCUGUAUUACUGGGUUCACGAUGAUGUGAGGACUCGCUCCUCCUCGUUCGUUAGUGUUGACUCCAUAAAUGAGCUUUGUGGUUUGCAUGUUGUGAAGGAAGGUUCUGGUGCUGUUGUUGAGUUCCUUCCUUGUUCUAGUGAAGAUAGGGUUUGCGAGAGGAGGGGGAUUGGCAGUACUUCUACUUUUAUACACCCUGUCUUAUCGAGCUUCACGUUAGGUUCCCAUUUUCUGCAUUUGAGUGUGACGUUCUAACUCAUCUAAACUGUGCACCCUCACAAUUACACCCUAACUCGUGGGCGUUUUUGCGUGCUUUCCAAUGUUUAAUGGGCUUUCUUUCUGUUCCUUGUUCUCUUGUUGUGUUUUUUUCUUUGUUUCAAGCAAAAGGGGUUCGAAAGGGGUUAUGGAUAUGUUUGAGUAGUUUCCCUGGUCGUUCUCUCUUCCUUCUGUAUAAGUCUUCUUUUAAAAAUUUUAAGUCCUUGUUCGUGAAAGUGAGGUCGGUGGAGUCCGAGUACCCCUUUUAUCUUGAUGACGAGUUGAUAGAACGAUUUCCUCUAUAUUGGUGUUCGGAACCUUGUCAGAUUCUUGAGACUGUUGAACGAAGUGAGGAGGAGGAGCGAUUGAUAGACUUUUUGGUUGAGAGUUUUGCUGAGGGGGAAUGUCUGUCUAUUCCUGACCUUCUUCGCUAUCAUGAUUCUGGUGAUAUGGAGGGUUUGAAAACAUAUUUAGGUGGGCGAGUUCCUCUCCUUGAUCCGUCACAUCUUCAGACUUUUCUUAAGAAGAAGAAAGAAAAACUUACUGAUGCUUCUUUAGCCGUGAAAGAGGGGGUGGUGAUGUUGCACAAUCUGUUGCUCAAGCGGCGUCUUCUUUCAAAAGGAAGAGGGAUAAUGUUGAAAAAUCUGUGGAGGUGAUUUCGGAGGAAGUCAGGGGGUUGAUGGAGGUGGCGGGUUUGCUUUUGAUCGCCGCGUUGGCAUGGAAGCUCUUGGUAAAUUUGUUCAGAUUGUUGCCUCUCGCUUGAUGUGUGUUGGUCGUACCACCGAGCUCAUCGGUGCUGAGCAGCAGGAGGCUGUGAACAAAGUCGCCGACCAGGAGAAGUCGUAUAACAUGAGGAUUGCUGAAUUGGAAAAAGCUGCUAAGGAGAAAGAUGAUGCUGUCAUUAGUGUUGUGGCUAGGUCAAAGGAUUUGGAAGAGGAGGUGUCCCGCUUAAGAGAUCAGAUUCGUCUGUUGCAGGCUGAGGUUAAGGAACAUGAUGUGGCUAAAGGUCAACUUACUUCCCAUGUUCAUGAGUUGGAGGAAAAUGGCAUGGAGAUGUUCUCUUAUGGCUUUGAUCGAGCUGUAAGUCAGAUUGCUGUUUUGUCCCCGAAGUUUGACAGUGCUCAGCUUGAUAUGACUAAGAUAGUGGUUGGUGGAAAAUUGGUUGUAGAUGGCACUGUAGAGGAGCAUGAUGAGAACGCUCCUCCCUCUUAGUUUGUUUUGUUUAUAUUUUGGAUAUGUAUGAUUGACUCUUUACUUUUUUGGUUUCGUUGACUGAGGUUUGGUCUUUGUUU
Molecule: messenger RNA, 2555 nt
Organism: Arachis duranensis
Lineage: Eukaryota; Viridiplantae; Streptophyta; Magnoliopsida; Fabales; Fabaceae
Exons: 3
Coding region: 1981-2475 (164 amino acids)
Source: RefSeq, a predicted model, not a curated record